Oreochromis niloticus (Nile tilapia) is the source of this 2733-nucleotide messenger RNA. RefSeq names its product chromogranin B (gene chgb). NCBI's taxonomy places the organism in Eukaryota, Metazoa, Chordata, Actinopteri, Cichliformes, Cichlidae. The transcript is spliced from 7 exons. The coding region runs from base 385 to 2427 and encodes 680 amino acids. Gene Ontology annotation, cellular component: secretory granule. The record is from RefSeq and is a predicted model, not a curated record.
ACCCGCCGUACCAGCAGGCAACGCAGCACAAACAAGCCGCAUGAACUCUUAAUGCCAGCGCCUUGUUAACCUAACGUGUCACCUGAACGCACCGCGACAAUAACCGGAUUACAAUUUGGCUUCCCGCAAAAUGUCGAAAUUGCGCGCGUGAAAUUCCCAUCAAGUCGCUCUCUUUGCAGGUUUAAUGAGUCAUGACAUUAACUGAGCCUAAGGUUGUUCCUCCCACGCCCCUCCAGCCCACUCCUCUCUUUAUUUAAGGCGCUCCUCUGCUGCAGCCCUCAGAGCAGCAGGCGCACAGUCAGCGCAGCUCUCUCCUGCCGCCGCGGAGGGACGAGAGCUCCAGCUUUGUCACGUUUUCCCGGAUUUACCCGUCAGCUCGUCACGAUGAGACUUGUUCCAGUCGUGCUGGCGGUUACGGCUCUGUUGACAGGAAAUCUUGCGCUCCCAGUUGGCAAAGAAGAGCAGAGAGAGGAUGUGGUAACACGAUGUUUGGUUGAAGUCCUGUCCAAAGCUCUCUCCAAACCGGACUCUCAGGUCGAUCAGCAAUGCAAAGACAUCAUCCAAGCAGGAAUUAUACAUGCCCCGUUGGACAAGAAGAGUGGGGAUGCCUCAGUAACUCAUGAAGAGAUAGUAAAAGUUCACGCAGAGCCAGUGGCAAAGGCAGCAGAUGUGAAAGACAUCGAGGAACUCCUGAAGUCUGUGGAAGAAAAACGAGAAAACCCAGAAGAUGAGCGCAGCCAAGAAUCCUGGAGUCUGGGUGAUGAGAAGGACAAGAGACAUGAGAACGAUGUGGAAGAAGAACGGGAGAAGAGGAGCAGCUGGAGGCCUGGAAGAUUCCACCAAAGAAAGCACAAACGAGGAGAGGAAGAAGAGGAUGGCGAGCGCAGCCAAGAGAGUUGGGGAGUAGAUGAAAAGAGGUCAGACGAUGAGGAAGAGGAAGAUGAAGACAGAGAGAAGAGGAACUGGAGGCCUGGAAGAUACCACCAAAGAAAACACAAACGAGAUGAGGAACCUUUAGGAGACGAUGAGGUAGAUGAGGAGCGUAGCCAAGAGCGCUGGGAAGCAGACAAAAGGCACCGGGAUGAGAACGAGGAGGAGAGAUACAGGCGCAUUUGGAAACCCACACAUCGCUAUCAUCACAAGAAAACACUCCACAAACGGAAUGAUGAGCCAUCAGAGGGCGAGGAAGAUGGAGAACGUAGCCAGGAGUACUGGGAUUUUGAUACCGGAAGAGAUAAGAGGAACUGGAGACCUGGCAGGUACCACCAGAGGAGACACAAACGAGAUGAAGAGCUGUCAGAAGAAGCCAAAGAGGAGCCAGAAGAAGAACGCAGUCAGGAAUACUGGGAUUUUGACACUGGAAGGGAGAAGAGAGAAUGGCGGCCUGGCAGGUACCACCAGAGGAGACACAAACGGGAUGAGGAGCUGUCAGAUGAAGCUAGGGAUGAACCGGCUGAAGAACGCAGCCAAGAAGACUGGGAUUUUGAUACUGGAAGAGAGAAGAGAAACUGGAGGCCCGGCAGGUAUCACCAGAGGAGACACAAACGGGAUGAAGAGCCGUCAGAUGAAGCUAGGGAUGAACUGGAUGAAGAACGCAGCCAAGAAGACUGGGAUUUUGACACUGGAAGAGAGAAGAGAAACUGGAGGCCCGGCAGGUACCACCAGAGGAGACACAAACGGGAUGAAGAGCCGUCAGAUGAAGCUAGGGAUGAACUGGAUGAAGAACGCAGCCAAGAAGACUGGGAUUUUGAUACUGGAAGAGAGAAGAGAAACUGGAGGCCCGGCAGGUACCACCAGAGGAGACACAAACGGGAUGAAGAGCCGUCAGAUGAAGCUAGGGAUGAACCGGAUGAAGAACGCAGCCAAGAAGACUGGGAUUUUGAUACUGGAAGAGAUAAGAGGGACUGGAGACCUGGCCGAUACCACCAGAGGAGACACAAACGAGAUGAAGAGCUGUCAGAGGAAGCCAGAGAGGAGCCAGAUGAAGAACGCAGCCAGGAAUACUUUGAUUUUGACACUGGAAGAGAGAGGAGAAACUGGAGACCCGGCAGGUACCACCAAAAGAAACACAAACGAGAUGAAGAGCUCACAGAAGAAGACGCGGAGGCGGCAAAGGACAGAGACGCAGCUUUGAGAUACCUUGCUGAGAAGCGGAAUCCCUGGAUUUACAGAGGCUACUACCACCCAGCCUGGUUUAAAAGGGAUUCAGAUGAACACACUGCAACCUCAAACAAGAUGGAUGAACUGACCAAGUUGCUGAGCUAUAAGAUAAACCAGCUGGCUAACCACUCUACUCAAGAGGAGGCAAAGAGGAGCUCGCAGCAGAGAGCACUUACACCACAGGAGGAGAAAGAGCUACAGAACCUGGCAGCGAUGGAUAUGGAGUUGCAAAAAAUUGCAUCCAAGUUGCAUGAAAACACUGCAUAAAUGAAAAACAUUUCAAACCUAUCGGAAAAAAAAAGUUGCAAUUUUACUGUAUGUCUGCCAGUUUAGUGUGCUUGCAGUGUUAAAAUGAAGAAAAAAAAUUAAAACCACCAAACCCUGGAGCCUUGCCAAAGCAUUUUAGCUGACUUUUCGUUUUUGUGAUAUUUUGAUGUUAUCAAAUCAAACAGCAUGGGAAUGGCUUGGAUGUUUAUAGUCAGAGAAAUGUAAAAACAAUAUAUACAUAUAUGAGAUCAUAAUUACUUAAAUGUGUUCUGACUGCACUCAAUAAACAGUUAUUCUGGGACCAAA